Messenger RNA from Triticum dicoccoides, 3232 nucleotides. Its product is annotated as signal recognition particle receptor subunit alpha-like. Lineage: Eukaryota; Viridiplantae; Streptophyta; Magnoliopsida; Poales; Poaceae. Gene Ontology annotation, cellular component: signal recognition particle receptor complex; endoplasmic reticulum membrane. The record is from RefSeq and is a predicted model, not a curated record. Gene Ontology annotation, molecular function: signal recognition particle binding; ATP hydrolysis activity; GTP binding. The coding region runs from base 1 to 3063 and encodes 1020 amino acids. Gene Ontology annotation, biological process: SRP-dependent cotranslational protein targeting to membrane; intracellular protein transport. The transcript is spliced from 8 exons.
AUGGCGCAUGCGCUCUGGACGACGCUGGCGGGCAUGCACUCGUCGCAGUCGCUGAGCCGCGUCAACAACAUCCGUACCUCCCUCAUGAGGGCCGACAGCUCUUUCUGGAAACGUAACAAACCGGCCUGUGCCCCUCGUGUAAAAACCAAGGUCACCAAGAAGGCCGGCAAGAAGAAAGCCGCCAAAUUUUCUGAUCCGCCGGAGGAGGAAGAAUCAGACGCAGAGGAUGAAACUGAGGCCAGCCAUGCAGAUCAUAUUGAGGCCUCUUCCAGUUUGUCUGGUGGUUCAUCGACCACCCAAUUGCCUCCUCUCAAAGUUGUCGCCGGCGCCAAAGCUCGAUUAAGCAAGAAAGCCAAGACCAGCGACCCUACUGUUGGAGUUGAUCUGGAAAAGACACCCGAACAUCAAGAGGUUGCUAUGGACAGUUUUGCUGGGCCUAAUCAAGAUGGCAAUGCUAAACCGCCAGAAGCUGAACCAACCGCAGAAGCUGAUACUUCAAAUCCUCCUGCUCCUCCAAGCCCGACAAUGGAACAGCAGGACUCAAUUGCCGAUCCGCCACAUUCAGCUAACAAACCGCCAAGUCCUAUUCAACAUAUUGAUUCCUCUAGCCCGGCCAAGGAUGAUGACAUUAUUGUUACAGGCACUGCAUACAACGCCCCUGGAAACCCGGUUGCUCUAUCCAAGCAUACUGCUAAGGAUGAAUCUACUGCCAUGAACAAAGGAAAGGAAACCAUCAAAGCCAAGGAUGAGCUGAAAACCGCCUUGACCACCAUGGAGCAGCUUAAGGCAUGGUUCAAAUCUGAGCAGGCCAACUGGGACACCGAGAAAACCGGUCUGAUGAAGCAAGCAGAAACUGCUGAAGCGGCUCUUAAACCGGCGGCAGAAGAAUUAUCUGGGCUAAAGCACCAAAUCAACGCCAUGACCUCCGCCAUAUUUGGAAGUCGCAUCGCUCACCUAGGUUCUGACAUGCGGAAGAAGCUUAAAGCGGCAUAUACACUGAUUGAACAGCUGUAUACCGGCGCUCAACGGGUUAUAUGCGCAGCUUCAUAUGAUAACGCGGCACCAACACUUAUCAAGGAUACGCUGGAUCGUCUCUCAAUGACACCAGCGCAAAUAGAAGAGUUGAAGCGAUCCGCUGCUCGGGCGGGCGCUUUGUUGGCGCUGACUCGAGCCAAGGCAUGGAUAGCUGAUCUUGACCCGGCGGAUAUAUCCAAAGGCUUCCCUAGUGCCCAAGAAAAUGGCAAAGAGUUUGACAAUGACGCCCUGAAACGGAGUGUUGCUGCCGUGCUAAAUGGCGCCGCCGCUACGGUGUCUGCUGCACCGAUCGACGCCCUCGUGCGGUCCUUCCUCCUCGAGGGCCGCUCCGCCUCCGCCGGCUUCACCCACGGCCCGCACGCGCUCAGGUGGGCCUACGACAACGCGCUCGGGCUCGUCUUCGUCGCCGUGUACCGGCGGCUGCUCCACCUCCUGUACGUCGACGACCUCCUGGCCGCCGUCAGCGCCGACUUCGCGCGGAUCUACGAGCCGCGCCGCGCGUCCUAUGACGAGUUCGGCGAGAUGUUCCGGCAGCUCCAUCUCGAGGCCGAGGCGCGCGCGUCGCGUCCACCUUCCGUCUCCGCGAAGCCUGCUCCAGCAGCUUCAUCCCCUGGCGCUCUCCAGCCCCAUGGUGGCGGUGGCGGUGGUGGUGGUGGUGAGGGUGAGAAGACGGGUGAUGAGUCUGGGAAGGAUGACUCCGAUGGUGAACCUUCCCGGCAGGAGAAGCACAACUCAGCAGCAGAUGGUAGCGUCAAUGGUUUGGAAGAGAAUUCUCAUACCGGCCAUGGUGGUGUUGUUGUGAAAAGGGAGGAGGAAGGAGGUCCCAACAACGGGGCUUUUAAUUUGGAAAACAUAAAAAAGAUCUUUUUUCCGCACAAUGAUAAAGGCGGAGACAAGCCGAAGAGACCUGUGCACAAGGAUAAGAAACCGAGACCAGGGAGAGACAAGAAACCUGUACCCGAGGAUAAGAAACCAUCCGAGAAGAAGUUGGAUUACUCCAACCCGGCGGAUCAUAGCGGAGGGGCUGGGAAGCAGACGGCUGUCAACCAGGGGAAGAGCAUGAUGGACAAGGAUGAAGCUGUGAGGAGCACAGCAAAGGAUGGAUGGUUCUCCUCAAUGUUCAGGAGCAUUGCAGGUAGCAAUGCAGAACUGAAGGAGUCUGAUCUGCAACCUGCACUCAAAUCUCUGAAAGACCGGCUCAUGACCAAGAAUGUAGCCGAGGAAAUUGCAGAGAAGCUCUGUGAAUCAGUUGCGGCUAGCCUCCUAGGCAAGAAGCUUGGAUCGUUCACACGGAUAUCCUCUUCUGUUCAGGCAGCUAUGGAAGAGGCUCUGGUCCGCAUUUUGACCCCAAGGCGAUCUAUUGAUGUACUGAGAGAUGUUCAUGCUGCCAAGGACCGUGGCACACCGUAUGUCAUAGUCUUUGUUGGGGUUAAUGGGGUAGGCAAAUCCACUAACCUCGCAAAGGUUGCUUAUUGGCUUCUUCAACAUGAUCUUAGUGUCACGCUGGCAGCAUGUGACACCUUUAGAUCUGGCGCUGUUGAGCAGCUGCGCACACAUGCUCGCAGGCUUCAGAUUCCAAUAUUUGAGAAAGGAUACGAAAGGGAUCCAGCUGUAGUGGCGAAGGGUGCGAUUCAGGAAGCCACUCGGAAUAAAUCAGACGUUGUUCUUGUCGACACUGCAGGGCGUAUGCAAGAUAAUGAGCCACUCAUGAGGGCACUCUCCAAGCUCAUCAAUCUCAAUAACCCGGAUCUGGUUUUGUUUGUGGGAGAAGCUCUGGUGGGAAAUGAUGCUGUUGAUCAGCUCACCAAGUUUAGCCAGAAACUGACAGACCUUUCCACUGCUCCCACUGCUAGAUCGAUAGAUGGCAUCCUGCUUACCAAGUUUGACACCAUUGAUGACAAGGUUGGAGCAGCGCUUUCCAUGGUGUAUGUAUCUGGAGCUCCUGUCAUGUUCGUUGGCUGUGGUCAGUCUUACACUGACCUCAAGAAGCUCAACGUAAAAUCCAUUGUCAAUACCCUCCUGGAGUGAAUACUGCGUGCUGCACUCCCAUAUUUACUUCAUAAAUAAGCCUUCUUAUCUUUUUAAACCUCCAUGACUUUGCCGUUGUCACUAAUAAUUAUGUGUAAUUCAUGGUUUGCUACUUAUGUAAGGGCUGGAACUAGAAAUUUCUGUGUUACUUUUAAGAAUUUUUCAUGUA